GACGUGUACAACGGAACCCACGUGGUUUACGUUUUCCACACACAUGCAGCGGCUUGAAAUGACUUCCGGUUACCAGCGUGUCGUUUUUAUUCGAGCUUAAAGAUAACUUCCUAAUUAAAAAGAACCAUGGCAGGCAGACCGGAGUUGAAGAUAAACUCCGGGUUUGCUCAGAAGUAUGACAAAUACCGACAGAAAGAGGAGCUGCAGAGACUAAAGGACAAAUAUGGAGACCAAGCGGAUGACUCUGAGUCUGAGUCCAGCUCUGAUGACAGUGAAGUGGAGCUGGACCCUGCAGUGGAGCGGGACUUUUACAGAACAUUGUCCCUGCUGAAGAAGAAAGACCCCAAAAUCUACCAGGAAGACGCCACGUUCUACUCUGAGGGUCCAUCCAUCAGUGAUGAGAAGGCUUCCACAUCAAAGAAAGCCGUGAAGCCGAUGUUCCUGAAGGACUACGAGCGUAAAGUCAUACUGGAGAAGGAGGGCAAAUACGAGGACGAUGACGACAGUGAUGAUGAAGAGGCUGCAAGGAGAAUGGACGAGAGAGCGUCCUCUCCGAGCUACAUCCAGGAGCAGCGGCAGCUCAGAGACAGCUUCCGUAAGUUCAUCCAGGACAGCGAUGAAGAGGAGGAGGUCCCCGAGAGAGAGGGAGGAUCAGAGCUGCUGACCCGGAGGAUCAAAUCUCAGGACGAGGAGGAGAAAGAGGAGAAAGACUUUGUGGAGUGGCUGAAAGACAAGACUGACCUCGAGGGACCGGAGGAGGUGAAGGACUUGAAAUACUUAAGGGACUACUGGAAUGACCCGGAGUUGGACGAUAAGGAAUGUUUCCUGAGAGACUACGUCCUCAACAAGGGCUACAAGGAGGAAGAUGAGGGCGAUGAUGAGCGGAUCCCGACCUACGAGGAGGUGUUGCAGGAUGACGUGGAGGACUCUGAGGAGGAAGGCGAAUCUUUCCUGGAGCGUCAGGAGGACUUUGAGAGGAAAUACAACUUCCGCUACGAAGAGCCGGACGCAGCGCGGGUCAAAACGUACCCGCGAAGCAUCGCCACCUCCGUGAGGACCAAGGACGACAGCAGGAAACUCAAAAGGGACGAAGUGAAGGAGAGGAAGCAAAAGGAGAAGGAGCAGAAGCAGGAGCAGCUGAAGCAGCUGAAGAACCUGAAGCGCAGUGAGAUCAUGGAGAAGCUGAAGAAGCUGCAGGAGCUGACGGGCAACGAGCAGCUGGCCUUCAGUCACAACGACCUGAAGGGGGACUUUGAUCCGGGGCAGCACGACCAGCUCAUGCAGAAGUUCUUCGGGGAUGAGUACUACGGAGGAGCAGAGGACGAGAAGCCUCAGUUUGAAGCCGAUGAGGAACUUGAGGAACACUGGAACUGGGACACAUGGACUGGGGAGGAAAGAGAAAAGGAUGGUGAAGAGGAAGGAGAGUAUAACGCCUCUGGGCCGCACUGCGACGAUGACAACUUCAUUAUGGAUGCAGACUACGACCCCAGCCAGCAGACGGCCUCCAAGAAGAAAAAGAAGAAGGAGAGGAAGACGAUGAAGAAAGAGGAUUUGCCACAAUCGGGCAAAAAGAGGAGAAAGUCUCACUUUGCAGAAGUCAUCACGCAGAACAAGCCGGUGUUUGACCCUCAGUCUAAGAGCUUCGAGCAGUACCUGGAUGAAUACUAUAAGCUGGACUACGAGGACAUCAUCGACGACCUCCCCUGCAGGUUCCGCUACAGACAGGUGCUGCCCAACGACUUCGGCCUGAGCACGGAGGAGAUUCUACAUGCUGACGAUACGGAGCUGAACCAGUGGGCGUCUCUGAAGAAGACGUGCAUGUUCAGGUCUGACAAGGAGGAGUCGAGUGAUUUACAUAACUAUAAGAUCAAGGCCAAGAAUGUGAAGAGGAAAAAAGAAAUCCUGAGCUCCAUCUAUUCUGAGGACGCUAAAGAGCUGGAGGACGCUAAAAACAAGGUCGGGAAGAAGAGAACGGAUCAUCUGAAGAACCAAAAUGGAGAGUCCACCUCCAUCAUGGACUCCACCGAGGAGACUCUUGUAACUCUCAAAGAAGCAGGAGACAACAACGAAGAAGAAGAGGAGGUUCUGAUCCCCAAGAUGAAGCAGGACGAGGAGAGUGAGGUCGCCGCUGCAGAGAAACCUGUGGAGGUGAGGAACAGGACUGAGAGGACAAAAUGGCCGAAGGCGAAGCUGAAAUCCUCCGCAGGACGGCGCCCCUCAUCGGGAGGAUUAGCCGGGGUGAGGAUCGGAGGACGAGAGUUCAGCCAACAGAGACUGAAGGCGUACGGCCUGAACCCCAAGAGACUGUUCUUCAGACAGCUCGGCCGGCAGAGACGCAAAGACCAGGAGAAGAUGGACAAGCAGAAAAACAAGGAGUGAGACGCCAUCUUAGAAAUAUCCCAACAGUACAGUCUUGUGCUCUCAGCGUUGAAGACAUUUCACACCCUCAAAAUGUCCGAAUCGUAAAAAAAAUUACUACAUCUUUUGACAUAACCGUUUGUUUAGGCUUACAGUUAAAUAAACAAUUUAAAGUGAUUCCUCUCGCUGCAUUGUGUUUAGAUACCUGCAGAUAACGUUUGCAGUGACAUUUUGUUUCUGGAAAUGACACAACUUGGUUUGAAAAGAUAUGAGACUUAUGUAUCUUUUUCCCAACAACUCCCUGGCUGUUGUGUCUUCUUAUAGCUGAUUAAAGCAGAUGUGUGAUCCAUCA
Molecule: messenger RNA, 2710 nt
Organism: Gymnodraco acuticeps
Lineage: Eukaryota; Metazoa; Chordata; Actinopteri; Perciformes; Bathydraconidae
Gene: kri1
Product: KRI1 homolog
Exons: 18
Coding region: 127-2379 (750 amino acids)
Biological process (GO): endonucleolytic cleavage in ITS1 to separate SSU-rRNA from 5.8S rRNA and LSU-rRNA from tricistronic rRNA transcript (SSU-rRNA, 5.8S rRNA, LSU-rRNA)
Cellular component (GO): nucleolus; 90S preribosome
Source: RefSeq, a predicted model, not a curated record